Molecule: messenger RNA, 2086 nt
Organism: Saccostrea cuccullata (small rock oyster)
Lineage: Eukaryota; Metazoa; Mollusca; Bivalvia; Ostreida; Ostreidae
Exons: 2
Coding region: 1-2052 (683 amino acids)
Molecular function (GO): protein binding
Source: RefSeq, a predicted model, not a curated record
AUGGGCUCUUUUAGAACGUUAGAAAUGACAGCUAUACAAAACAUAUCAAAGGCAGUGUUUGUGGGGCUGUGUCGUAAACUUGGCACCUCACAAAUUGUGGCCAUGAGGAGAGAUAUGAUGGACAUCAAUGAGAUAGUGGAAAAUCAAGUGACAACAAGUGAUGAGUGCAGUAUUAUGGUAAGUGUAAGUUACAGAGAAGGAUUCAGACUGAAAGAAUCAGAUAUAGACUUUAUGUUCUGGCCAAAUAAUACCCGUGUGAUCUGGGAAUUAUCUCAGACUCAGUAUUACAACACACACAGACAAACACUGAUCCUCGGUGACUGUUCCGAUAGUCCACCAGGAUUCACUUUAUUAUAUUUACUGUCACCUACCAUGGACAAAGAUAUUCAGAGAGCUUGUGUAAGAAUAAAUAACAUACAUUAUAUAUCUAGUUCUAAGUAUAGACAGAUGAUCUGUGCUGCUUCAAUAAAUCAGUCAAUUCAACAUGGACCCUGUGCCAGUGGAACAAUUGGAACAACAGAAUUUGAUAAUGCCCCAUGUUUUGUUAGUGACUUUUGGCCUCCAACUGCCUCCUCUUGGAUAGACAGAUGCCACUCGUGGCCCCAGACUCAUGUUGUUGAUGAUAUUGUUAAAAAUGGAUGUCACUUUGUGGCAAUAGGACAUAAGCUAGGAAGACAUGAAGACCAUGAAUGGAGAAUUUCUUUCUCUCUGGCAGAACAGAAACUAGCAUUUUCAAUGAAUCACUGCCAGUUUUUGACUUAUGGCUUACUGAAAUUGUUUAUAACAGAUAUGGUAAACAAUGGAGUAAGUGAGGAUAAUAAAUUACUGUGUUCCUAUCACAUGAAGACCGCAGUUUUCUGGGCGAUUCAACAAAAUACAAUACCUCAAUGGUGUCCACAAAAUCUCCUUGGGUGUUUCUGGGUCUGUUUUAAACUCAUUCUCAAAUGGGUGUAUGAGGGGGUCUGUCCUAACUUUUUUAUUCCAGAAAAUAACAUGUUUCUUAGUAAAAUUCAUGGCGACAAACAACAUCAAGUAUUUAUUAGAUUGUAUGGGUUGUAUGAGAAGGGUUUAGCAUUCCUGCUACAAUGCCCCAGCUUUAGGACUUAUAUUUUUAAUUUCCUUCAUAAUCUUAGACUCUCCAUCUGUACAGAUGAACAUACCCUGAUUUCUGAGGUUGAUUUUGAUGAAAAUCUAUAUGAUGAAAUACUACGAAUUGACACAAUACGGAAACUGGACAUACAAAGAUGUAUGAAAUAUCUACAAACAAUAGAACAGAUGAUAAACUUACACCUCCUGACACAGUAUCAAGCCAUAAUGCUACAGAAACUUACAGCUGAUGUCCUUCAGCAAACUGCAUUUAUAUUAUACAUGGAAACUUACACACAUUUAAACAAACUGAGUUAUAGAGUUGACAAAAUGUUCUGUUAUAUGCUGAAAUUGGCAUCCAAGUUUGGUUGUAUAACUGACAUGAUGUACAGAGCCAUGUAUUAUUACAAGACACUUAGAUACACGGAAGCUUUAUCUAUCAUAGAGAAGGUCGUCAAGUUAGCACAGCCGUAUGUGAUGUAUUGGUAUAAUGAAGAUACAGAGAUGUAUAUUGAGGCUGUAGGGGGACAGUCCUGGUCUACAAAGAUGAGACAGGCUGUAGCAUGGAUUAUCUUACUUAACAACAAAAUCCAUUAUAUCAGUGAAUUGUUACUAGAACAACAGUCUGCUAUGGAGAAUGGCUGGUCUUUUUUAUGUAUACCAUCAUUUGUACUAUUAUACAUGCUAGAGAUUUUGUGCUACAGACAUAUAGACACAAUAAGAGCACAAACUGCUCUAGAUGAUCUACAAGCUCUAGUUCACUAUGAUCAGGGACAUUUUAUACCUUUACUUCUCAGAGACAUAUCGUGGCAGAUUCUGGGGAUCUGUCAACAGGUGACAGGGAACCUCCAGGCUGCUCUAUACUCAUACCAACAAUCUCUCAGGCAAGAACCAAUGCAAAAUAUACAAACAGCUACACAAAUGAGAAUACAGGAAAUUGGUCAAUGGAAUUCCACAGAUAUUUAAACGAAAUAUGUCUUCAAAUCAAGGAGUCAUUAAA